This is a messenger RNA of Astyanax mexicanus (Mexican tetra), 2161 nucleotides long. It is a transcript of the gene gja13.2, whose product is annotated as gap junction protein alpha 13.2. Gene Ontology annotation, biological process: cell communication. Lineage: Eukaryota; Metazoa; Chordata; Actinopteri; Characiformes; Acestrorhamphidae. The record is from RefSeq and is a predicted model, not a curated record. The transcript is spliced from 2 exons. Bases 213 to 1061 code for a protein of 282 amino acids. Gene Ontology annotation, cellular component: connexin complex.
AGAAUGUGAUUUGGUGUUUCACUAAAUUAGGGAACUAAAUUCAGUUGCUGAGCUCAGAGUUGCUGAGCUCAGUCUUCAGUAACUUCCGUUCUUUUGAUCAGGCGGGAUCCCAGACCACGUUGGGAAUUCAGCAAACUGUUAUUAAUUUUAUUUAAAAUUCAGGAUUUACUGUUCAACCCACUGUUUCAGAAUAACCCUGAGCACCAAAGAGAAUGGGAGAUUGGGGGUUUCUCUCGAGUUUACUGGACAAGGUGCAGUCCCACUCCACUGUGAUUGGGAAGAUAUGGAUGAGCGUCCUCUUCAUCUUCAGGAUCCUGGUCCUGGGAGCAGGAGUGGAGAACGUCUGGGGGGAUGAACGAUCAGACAUGACCUGUAACACCAACACGCCCGGUUGUGAGAGCGUGUGCUACGACUGGAAGUUCCCCAUCUCCCACGUGCGCUUCUGGGUCUUGCAGAUCCUCUUUGUGUCCACUCCAACUCUACUGUACCUGGGCCAUGCUAUCCAUGUCAUCCACCAGGAGAACAAGCUCAGGGAGAUGCAGAAGUCCAAUCAGAUAGUGAAAUCUCCGAAAUACACAGACGAGAACGGCAAAGUGCGAAUCAAGGGGAGGCUGUUGGGGAGCUACCUGACUCAGCUGUUUUUCAAAAUCAUCCUGGAGCUGGCUUUCAUCGUUGGGCAGUAUUAUCUAUAUGGUUUUGUGAUGUUUCCCAGAUUUCUCUGCAAACAAUCGCCCUGUCCGUUGGAGACAGAGUGUUUCAUGUCCAGGCCCACAGAGAAGACCAUCUUCAUUAUCUUCAUGCUGGUGGUAGCAUGUGUGUCUCUGGCCUUAAACGUGCUGGAAGUGUGCUAUCUGUGUUGCAGGAGGAUGUGCAGACGACCUAAAUCUAGAAGUAUGGUGCACUACAACCCACAACACCAUUACAUGCAUCCUCCCUCAUUUUCAAUAGGCCUAGAAGCUGUGGAAAGUCUGAAGCAGAACCGUGUGAACACCAGCAUGGAGAGCAAAUGGGCCCAGAGGAGCAGCAGCCCUGCUGCUCAUGAAGAAAAGGCUGAACUGUAGAAUCGUGACAUAUGAGAGCAGUGUUUCUCUAUCCUGGUCCUGGAGGCACCCUGCCGUGCACAUUUUAGAGGUUUUCCUCUAAAAGACUGAAAUGUAAUUAAUCUGUUGAAUCAAGUGUGCUGGAAGCAGAAAAAAGGCAAUAAAUGCAGGAAGAAGAAGGGAUGCAGGGUUCCUCCAGGACCAUGAUAAAGAAACACUACUCCACAGCCACACAUCUGAAAUGCAUUACUAAAGUCUUACACUAGAGGUCGCAGUGCACCUGUUGAGUGAGAUGAACUCCUUGGUGUUACAGUGUUACAAUGUCUGAAAAUCUGUUUUGACCAAAGUGUUGUAUUCAAAAGCCUCAGACAUAUAUUUCUAGUACUAUUACUCUGCAAUACACUUACUUUACUUGUGUUUUAUAUAUUUACAUAUGUUGCAAAUGUGUUGAAUGCCCAAAUAUUUGAGGAUCAUGUGCAAUAAAAAAAUGAAACAAAAUUAAUCAUACAUAUCUAUAUAAUUAUAAUCAUAUAUAAAUGUAUACAUAAAUAUUUCUUAAAUAUGAGAAAAGCUGAUGUAACUGAUGUACUGGGUCACGCUGUGCAGUUAGUGGAGCAUCUCUGUUGGUGUGUUAUACUUGAAUUAAAGUUUCAGUGUUUUAUCAUUCCCAAACAAGGGUAUAUAUGGCAGAAAUCAAAGUGAUGAAGGUAGAUAUUUCUUUUUUAAGAGAAAAUAUUAACUCUAACCAUGUGUAAAUGUCUGUUCUGACCGAAUUGUUGUUUUCAGAAGCCUCAAAAUUCAUAUCUCUUCUGCAAUGAACAUACUUUUUUUACUACUACUAUCAUUUUUUUUUAUAUUUGAAUUUGUUCUAAACGUGUUUGAUAACCAUAUUUUCUGUGUUUCAAUCAAUAAAUAUAAAUAAAAAAUAUCUAAAUAUAAAAACUGAUGCAAAUGAUGAACUGAGAAAAACUGAUGCAAUUGAUGAACUGAGUUACAAUGUGCAGUUUAAUGGAGAAUCUCUGUUGGUGUGUUCAUACAGUACCAGUGAAAAGUUUGGACACAUCUCAUUCAAUGAUUUUCUUUAUUUAAAAUGUGAUUAAAACCCCCAAUAUAUUUCAUUA